AUGUCUUUAGCAUUAGAGACGCAUUGUAAUAUUAAUUAUGAGUAUCUUGAUAUGCUUAUUGAAGUAGCAAGAACUUUGCAAAAAGAAUUUGGUAAAUCAGUUGAACAAAAAGAAAUCAAAAAUGAUCUAAGAAAACUAACAAGUGAACUUAAUAUUCAUAGUAGCUAUUUUAGAAGUCAUAAUAAUUACAAAAUAUUAAAAUUUGUUGAAAAUUACCUUUUUAAACAAGGCUAUUAUAUUUUUGAAAGGAUAACAUAUUACUUCAACGUAGAGAUUAUUGAGAAACUGCUAAUGAAAUUGUAA
Molecule: messenger RNA, 303 nt
Organism: Racocetra persica
Lineage: Eukaryota; Fungi; Glomeromycota; Glomeromycetes; Diversisporales; Gigasporaceae
Source: the annotation of a GenBank genome assembly